GGCAGACACCGCUGGGCUGCUCCUCCUGACGGGCUGGCUGGGGCUGGCUGGCUGCUUGGGGCUGCUGGCUGCUGGGCGGCACACGGACGACGGCGGCUGCAGCGGCGAGGGAGGUGGGGAGACACGACACAGCUCUCCUUCCUGGGGAAGAGACGAGACAUCAUCUCCCACCAGACCUCCACAUUAAAACAACGACGAGCGAAGAAGACGAAAUACCCGCCCUGCCACCAUUUUCGUGCCAUCCCUAACUUCCCCCCCUCGGAGGAACCACUUGACCAUUAAGCGAUGCGUUAAAUCAAACACCAUUUCUUCUCCUUUCAAGUGUUGCUACUGACUUGCUGUCAAGUUUGGGAAUAAAACAUGCGAAAUGGUGUGGGAGGAGAGCAGCUCUCCAGACGCCUCUUGAGACUGGCCAGCUGCCCCCAGUGAGGAAGGCACAAUUUGACGAGGAGCGAUCGGCUCUGACCAGCUUGCUGGACUUUUUUUUUUGGCUUUCCUUCUCAUCCCUUAAAGGUGUGGUCAUGCUUUCCGUGGAUGAGCCCCUGGACCUGAAGCUCCCCCGGCGGAAUAAUGGGCAGGACCGAGGGCUUCGCUCGCCCCCUCUAUCUCCUUUGUUUCUCAAACAAGCUCGUCAUCUCCGCAUGGCCGAUGACGGAACGGCGGUCAUGGAACCCGCCUCCCCGGCGUCCCCGUACACAGGUGUGCAUGACCGAACAGACACCCCCGCCUCGCCGGCAGUGGAUCUGAGCAUGUCACCCUCCUCCCUACGGCACACCCCAACCUCGCCAGAGAUGACCAAUGGCAACUAUGUUACUUCAGCGAGUUCUCAGCUCUCGCAAGCCUUUCAAUUCUUCAUUCCAAUCGGAGCCGGGACGGGACUUCACCUGCCGUCCUCCAUGUUCAUUGGCCAGAUGAGUGACAAAAGGGCCUCCCCGGACCUCUCUGCGGAUGAACAACUGGCUUGCCACUGGAAGAAGUGCCACCUGCUGUUUGACUCUCUUCAAGAUCUGGUGGACCAUGUCAAUGACUUCCACGUCAAGCCAGAGAAGGAUUCGGGGUACUGCUGCCACUGGGAGGGCUGCGCUCGCAAUGGGAGGGGCUUCAACGCAAGGUACAAGAUGCUCAUCCACAUCCGUACGCACACCAACGAGAAGCCUCACCGUUGUCCAACAUGCAACAAGAGUUUCUCCCGUCUCGAGAACCUCAAGAUACACAACCGCUCACACACAGGCGAGAAGCCCUACAUUUGUCCGUAUGAGGGCUGCAACAAGCGCUACUCCAACUCAAGUGACCGCUUCAAACACACGCGCACACACUACGUGGACAAGCCCUACUACUGCAAGAUGGCGGGAUGCCUGAAGCGCUACACAGACCCCAGUUCUCUACGCAAGCACAUCAAGGCCCACGGUCACUUUGUGGCUCAGGAGCAGGGCUCGCCGGGCGGGGUGGGGUCCUUGCUGAAGGGGAGUCAAAGCGGAGGUUUUGCUGGCGCAUUGGGGAAGGAUUCAGAUAUGUCCUACAUGAGUGGGGCUCAUAUUAUUUUCCCGGGGGCGGCGGCUGCUGCUCUCCUGGGAGCCCACGCUCUUCAGGGCUUGGGUGGCUCUCUGCCAUUGUCCCCUCUCAGUCCUCGGCCCUUGGACCUCAGCACAUUGGGUUGCCCUAACUCUCCUCCAGGUGGACUGGGAGGCACGUCUGUCCUUACUUACAACGGCUCUCCACUAGGCCUUGCCAAGUCGCCCAUGCUCUCCCCAGCGUUCGCCUCCUCAACUCUGGGCAUGGUUCCUGUGCUGGGGGCGACUGCCGAGCGCAGAGUCCCCAGGAAGGCCCGAGGGGAGGAGGCUGAGAACGAGGUGACAGGGCGGGUGCUUAACCUUUCCACAGGAGGGUCUCAUGAUCCCUUGUCAUGGGUGGUCAUCCCCCCAGGCACUGUGGUGCUCAAGCCAGCUGUGGUCAACUGACACACACACACACACACACACACAUUCCAGAAGAGCUCAGGGGGUCAGGAUGGGAGGGUGAACGCCUUAGUGAGGGUACGGGCAGUGAAGGGGGAUCAGCUCACACAAUAGGUUCAAAGAGUUGACACUUAAGAUUACAUACGUACUUACACUACAUUGUAUGAUCAAUUUUAGAACGCAGGCCUCUUUUGUUGUUGGUGGCUCAAGCUCUGUUUGUAUCACACAAGUCUUAUUUUAUACGUUAUCCAUUCCUUUGUUGGGUCCGUGGACAGAGCCUAUAAACGUGGCAGUCAAGUAUUUAUAAAAAGUUUAUCGAAUGUGUGCCUCUCGCCAAGCAGUGAGAUGGGCAACCCUGCAGAGAAACACUAUGACGCACCAUCAGUGUUUAUUAUUUCAAACUGAUAACUUGCAGGCUUUUUAUAAGACAAGCUUGCCAGACCAAAGCAAGUGAUCUUAACAGUUUAGUUACACACAGCACUUAACUUGUUAUCGUCAUAAAAACCUCAAAACUGCUGCUAAACUCUUGCUACCCUUUGGGAGGAGCGAGUUCUUUUUUUUCCCUCCGACAAUCUGUCCCCGUUUCGGGGAGGCUGACCAACACAGACAAGAAUGUUAGCAGACCUGCAGCUUGUAGAGCUAUCUGAAGACAGACGGUGUUACGUCACCUGAUAGAGAUUAAUAAUCACUUCCUCUUUUGGAGGGCACUGCUGUGUAUGGCUCCACCAUGUGGCGGAAGUAGGCACAAAAACACCCCGUUGGAUUGAACUGGCACAGCAUUGACUCUUGGAUUGUCCAGCUGCUUGCCUGCGAUUGAAUCAACACCGCCAGUUUGCGUAUGAAAAGGGCCAGUGUGGUGAUAAACACUGCUGUCUUGUUUUCUUUUAAAGAGCCACCGGGCUGAAAAACCAGUUGCGGAAAACAGAUGGCCCUCCAGUAAAAGCUUCACUUUAGUUAAGAGUUUUAUCCUGUGUGCCAAAAAUACCCAGAAAAGGUAAAUUGUGUUUCGGGGAGUCCAGACACUUAGUGCCAACUACAGCUGGACUGACAAUGAAGCCACACUAUGUUAAACUGCCUCAUUUUAUUGUCCAUUAAGGGUCAAAUAAAGUCUUAAUGAAAUUUUUUCUAGCAGUCGUCAUGCACUUAAUGCUGAUCAUCAAAUCAGUUCUGUAACAAGUGUCAGUUUUAGUUGCGGGAGGUAGGAGAGGAUCAACACAAGGAACAUUCCCUCAAGAGACUUCUUCAGACAUCCUAUCCUCUCCCAUCUGCCCAGUUGGCAGUCUUCUCAUGGCCGACAUCCACUUUGUACAACUCAAAUCAGUCCUAUAUUUUUGUUUGUAUGUGUUUGGACGAGACAUUUUUUUUUAAAUCUGAUGUUGAAUUUUGCUUCUUGUGUUCUGUGAAAGCUGCUCUGACCUAAGCUCCUCUGCUGUCCAGGAUGACUCUUUAGACAAAAGGGGAUGAACUGGUCUUCUUGGGGUCUGGCUUGUAAAUGAAUUCAGUAUAUUGGAAUUAACAGAAAUUAGAAGAAACAUAAACAUUUGUCUAUAAAAGGGAACUUCAAGGCCAUUUUGCAAAACAUUAAACCCCCAAACUACUGUCCAUCUUCACUCUCCUCAGAGUAUAAACAGAAUUCCAGACUGAUGUCAUCCGAAACAGCUGAUGCUAAGUAGGAUAGAUGUUUCCAUGGCAACAGUCAAUCCCAUAGAUGCGGCAGCUCUCCUCUUCAGGUUGAAGCUGAGGACAGGCUGAGUCUGGCAGCAGAGAGCUGGCUAACGUGACACGAAUCCUCGUAGGGGUUCACAUUGCUUCAAUAUUAAAUAAGCUCUAUGUUCCAGGAAUGCAUUAAUAAUAAUAAUAACCCUUUGAGCUCUGUAAACUGCACUUUUGAUCCCGUCAUAUAUUGUGGGAGGCUCUUUCCUCAGUGUAGAGCUUUAAUCACUUAGCAUCAACCGUUAAAGCAACUUGAGGCUAAAAUGUAAACCAUAGAAAUGCGGUACUGUACACACUCCAGGGGAUUUGAAAGGUUCUCCCACAAUGCUGGUUGUGUUCACAAGAUUGGUCAGUGUCAUUUUCCAAAAAAAGGGGGUGCCAUUGACUGAAGUGCUACAGUGUUGCACAAAAUGAGUUCAUACAAGAUAAGACUAAGGCCAGUUGAGGCCUGUUCUGAGUUUUUUUUUUCUUUGCACAUGUUUGAGAUAUUCUGUCAGUAUUUUCAUUUUUCCAAGUGCCUUUUGUAGUUAAAAUAUAGACGUAAACAAUCUAUGGUAAAAUAUUUAAUGAGAUAUAUUUUUUUUCCCUGGUUUCAUGUUCUGUGGUGGAACAUGCAAGAAUUUUAGAGAUGCAUAAAAAAAAAAGUUUCCAACCGCUGCAAUACAGCCAUGUUCUCCUGUUUUAGAGGAUUUUUAUCACAGUAUUGGUAAUAAGGUCAAUGAAAAGGAAACUGUUUAAUAAAGAUGCAUUGGAUACA
Messenger RNA from Nerophis ophidion (straightnose pipefish), 4425 nucleotides. It is a transcript of the gene glis2b, whose product is annotated as GLIS family zinc finger 2b. Gene Ontology annotation, molecular function: RNA polymerase II cis-regulatory region sequence-specific DNA binding; DNA-binding transcription factor activity, RNA polymerase II-specific. Gene Ontology annotation, cellular component: nucleus. NCBI's taxonomy places the organism in Eukaryota, Metazoa, Chordata, Actinopteri, Syngnathiformes, Syngnathidae. The record is from RefSeq and is a predicted model, not a curated record. Gene Ontology annotation, biological process: regulation of transcription by RNA polymerase II; smoothened signaling pathway. The coding region runs from base 522 to 1958 and encodes 478 amino acids. The transcript is spliced from 7 exons.